Molecule: messenger RNA, 819 nt
Organism: Emiliania huxleyi CCMP1516
Lineage: Eukaryota; Haptophyta; Isochrysidales; Noelaerhabdaceae
Exons: 1
Coding region: 1-819 (272 amino acids)
Biological process (GO): purine nucleoside catabolic process
Cellular component (GO): cytosol
Molecular function (GO): purine nucleosidase activity
Source: RefSeq, a predicted model, not a curated record
AUGGUAUUUGAGAAGAAGCCGUACCUCGCCAACAAGAUUGCAAAGAUGGUGUGGAUGGCGGGCGCGAUCGACGUGCCCGGCAAUCUCGAGGAAAGUCAAUGGGACGGAUUCCCAAAGAUGACGGAUGAGCUCUACGAGGCCUGGGGCUGCGCGGCGGCUGGCGACCCGCCGCCGUGCCAGUGCGGAGCUCCAGUGAACGCUCUCAUGCCCGCCCGGCGCGGCAUGGCCAAAGCCAUGGCGGGUACGCCGGUCACGUCCUGCGGGGCGUUCACGUCGAGCUGGCCCGAGUGGAACGUGUGGGGCGAUGUGCCGGCCGCGGAUUACAUCUUCCGCACUACGACCUUCCCCAUCUUCCUUGCGCCGCUCGACCUCGCCGAUCAGCUCCCGAUCCCGAACGACGAGUCCGGGGAAGGGUUCAUGAAGACGCUCUAUGAGGCCAAAUCGCCUGAGUGCAACCAGCUAAUCUAUAACGCCAUCAACGAGAGCUACGCCACCUUUGCCGCCCCCCAGUUCUUUUACCGGCUCUGGGACUCGUCCGCCGUGAUGUACGGCCUUGCCCCGGAACUCUUCGGAGAGACUGAGACUGUUGAGAUGGCCGUGGGCACCGCGUGGGACUACCAGGGCCUUCUCAUCCGCAAGUCGGAGGCCGAGAUGGGCAUGCCCUCCCCCGACGACUUUGUGAAUACGUGCAAGAACUCACCGGUCGCGUACCGCGAGAUCACGAUCGUGAAGGGCCUGGCGAACGGCCCGCAGCCUGUCUUCGACUAUGCGGUGGUGGCGGCGUGCGCAAAGGACAGCCCCGGUGCGAGGCGCCGUUGA